Molecule: messenger RNA, 942 nt
Organism: Dermatophagoides pteronyssinus (European house dust mite)
Lineage: Eukaryota; Metazoa; Arthropoda; Arachnida; Sarcoptiformes; Pyroglyphidae
Molecular function (GO): protein binding
Source: RefSeq, a predicted model, not a curated record
AUGAAUCAACUUAGUGUUUCUCGUCGUUAUAAAAUUCUAACAACUCGAAUAUCUAUGAAUUCUCAGCGACAAUUUUUGUUAAAGCGAGGAAAUUGCAAAGCACAAUGGUUGACUGUUGAGGAAAUAGAAUCAAGAUAUCAGAACUUAAAUAAUCUUAAUGAAUUUCGAGAAAAAUUUCGAAAAGGAUUUUCAAUCAUACCGGACAACGAUCAAAUUGAUCCAUUCGAAAAUUUGAUUCAAGUUCAAAGUAAUUGCUAUAAAUUCUUUGAUGUCAAUGAAUGCAUACCAACUGCAUCUAUUUGUAAUUGCAAAAACAAUAAUAGUUCAGAUUGUUUGAAUGAAGGAUGUGAAAAUUUUAGUAGAGGUGUUGAAUGUACACCAUUGUGUCUAAUGGGUGAUGAUUGUUCUAAUCGUCAUUUGCAGAUAAUUAAUAAUGAAAAAGACUUGGAUGUUUUCAGAACAAAACAAUACAAUUGGGGAGUCAUUACUGAUAUUGAUUUUCAUAAAGAUGAUUUUAUUGCUGAAUACAAAGGGAUAGUUCAAUCAUGCUAUGACAGAACAAUAUCGCAGAUCUAUUCAAUGGAUCUUGGUCGAACAUCGGUUAUCGAUGCAUCGCGUUGGUGUAACGCAACUCGUUUUUUGAAUCAUUGUUGCAUUCCCAAUGCACAAUCUAAUCUACGUGCUGUCGAUGGUCUUUGGAGACUUGCUUUUUUUGCUCUUCGCAAAAUUGAAGCUAACGAAGAGAUAACAAUAGAUUAUGGGAAAAGUUAUAGCCAGAAUGCUGAAAUUUGUUAUUGCCAGGCGCCAAAUUGUGCCGGAAUUAUAGGUGGUAAGAAAGAAUUUGAAUUUAAUCCUAAUAAAUGGAAUGAACCGUCAAAUGAACAAACUCAAUUUCUGAAAAGAUUUUUUGCAGAAAAGCUAUGGGAAACAAUUCCAAUUUGA